Molecule: messenger RNA, 4248 nt
Organism: Prinia subflava (tawny-flanked prinia)
Lineage: Eukaryota; Metazoa; Chordata; Aves; Passeriformes; Cisticolidae
Gene: LEAP2
Product: liver enriched antimicrobial peptide 2
Exons: 4
Coding region: 2344-2577 (77 amino acids)
Biological process (GO): antimicrobial humoral immune response mediated by antimicrobial peptide; defense response to bacterium
Source: RefSeq, a predicted model, not a curated record
GGGCCAGCACCGAGGGACGGGGCCAGCACGGAGGGACGGGGCCAGCACGGAGGGACGGGGCCAGCACGGAGGGACGGGGUCAGCACCGAGGGACGGGGUCAGCACCGAGGGACGGGGCCAGCACGGAGGGACGGGGCCAGCACGGAGGGACGGGGCCAGCACGGAGGGACGGGGUCAGCACGGAGGGACGGGGUCAGCACCGAGGGACAGGGCCAGCACCGAGGGAGCUGCUCCCACAGCAGCCUGGUGCUGCCCUGUGUGGGUAUCCCCUGCCCCGCCAUGCCCACCAUGGCCCAGCCACCCUGUGACCGUGCCCAGCCAUCCCCACCCUGCCCUGCCCAGCCCCGCCUGGGAUGCGGACCCCGUUCCCAGCUGGAACGGCUCCUGCCAGAGCUGUGGCAGUGCGAGUUCGACCCGUGGGCAUUUCAGAAUAUGAACAAGAGCAGUUUGCUGCCUGACAGGGACAGUCUGAUGCUAUCAGUGCCCCAGAGGGACAGACAGCAAUUCUGAUAUAUCAUCACAAACUACUGCCUUCCCCAGCCAAAAAAGCUGAGACGGUGACUUACAGAGGGCUUUGCUGCUCUCCCAAAUCCUGGGCUUCGUGGAAGAAGGGCUCCUGCUGCUGCCUUGUCCUCCUUUUGUUCUACACUAGUGCCUGGUGGAAACAGCAGGAAUUAGAUGCAUGAAAAGGAAGGACUCCAUAGGAAAAACAACUGAGCAAUUCCCAGCCAAAUAUAAAAUAAACUUUUUAAGUUCAGUUACUUGUCUGCCAUGAUUUGCUGUCCCAUUUCCUUCCCUUCUUAAGAUCCAAGAAGGUAAAAUAAUGCAAAUUUUGCUUCCUCCUUACAGAGAAGCAAAACAAAUAGGGCAGAGGAAGGUGAGUAAGAACCAUCCUAGGAUGGGAAUGAUUGAAUAGUGGUUGUAGACUCUGCUGGGAAGGUUUUUCUUUUAAUCCCAGUGAAAUUUGGGCUAAGGGGUAAUCAUCUGACAUCACAGCAUUAUCUUAAUCUAAGUCACUUGCCCUCCACGCUGGCACUUGUGCCUUCAUAUUAAGCAAUCAAAGAAAUAGAGCCUGUGACAUCCAGACCUGUAUUUACAAUUUAGCUAAAACACAGUUCAUGAUACACUUACUACUUUAUAAAGUAUUUACUUGAAUUAAAAGAGUGUGUUCCAAAACCUGCACACAGCGAGACAAGCUGAAAUUCUCUGUGUCACUGCAAUCUCAGAUGUCCUGGCAGAUGUGAGGCCCAUGGGACAGAUGUGGGGAGCAGCCAGAGCCACGGCGUGGUUUGGGCUGGAAAAGCCCUUCAAGCUCGUGCAGUUCCCCCACCUUCACCAGCCCAGGCUGCCCCAAGCCCCGUCCAACGAGAGCCACCAGAUCCCACAGGUGAGACACCAGCACUGGGACCAGCACGAGAGUGUGAGCAGAGGGGAGAGCACAGACACCACCUCUGCUCACACUCUUAUCUCACACCCUUCUCUGCUGCUGCCUCCUCACUGCACAAUGGAAAAACUGGAGCUCCCUCUCAGUGCCAGAGAGCCCCUCCAGCCCGUGGGAGUGCUGGCACUUUGGGAUGGUGAGUGACACUGCUGGGGGCAGAGAUGGCUCAUCCAGGGAAACCACGGUCUGCACAUGGAGCUCCUCAGCUCCAGACAAGCCCUGAGCAGCCUCUUCUUUUAUCUACCUGGAGAUGAUUAUCUCUGACACCUUUGGAUUCCUGGGGGAAGAGUUCUGUGAGUUAUCACACAUUUCACAUUCCCAAACCCAGCUGGAGAGUGUUACACCUGCUUUUUGAGCACUCUGUGCCUGGAAAUAAAGGUUAAGCAACUUCCUUAUGGUUCUUUCAUGUACCAAGAGUGAGAAACAAAUCAAAAGCACAAUUCUCUGCUCCAAAUCAGCUUGGCAAGAUAACCCUCACCCCUGGCUGGCUAACUCAGAGCUACAGAAGUUAGGUUUUUGAUCUUGACCAUAAUAAUUUGGGGCACCCCCCCACCUUUUGCUUAAAAAUAGACCACGGAGUUCUGGUAACAUCUUAGGUGGGCUUUAAAAAAAGGAACAGUUGGCACAAGGGGUCAGCACAGCUGACCAGACAAAGUACAGGUGGAAGGGGAGUAAAUCAUUAGCUCGAGACAAGGCCUUGAACCAGAUCACUGCAGCAGAUGUAGACUUAGCAAUUCUCUCUUGUUCCCAAGCGAACUUUGUUCCUGUAAUAACUGGCAGCUGAUACAAUGAUAAGAGAAUGAAGUCUAUAAAAAUGUAGCUGAAAGCCUGGGAAGUCCUGACUGGAGCUCUCUGUGCCUCCUCUGCCCACGCUGCUCCAAGGGACAGCGCCCGCCGGGAAGAUGCACUGGUGGAAGGUGAUGGCAGCCCUUCUGCUCUGCUCGCUGCUGCUCAGCCAGAGCCACGGCGUGUCCCUGUCCCCGCGGCCGCCCCGCAGCCCCCGGCAGCGCCGCAUGACGCCCUUCUGGAGAGGGGUGUCCCUGAGACCCAUCGGAGCCUCCUGCAGGGACAACAGCGAGUGCCUCACGCUGCUCUGCAGGAAAAAUCGCUGCCUCCUCUCCACGGCCUCGGCGUGAGCUGGCACCAAGCACAGCCUGCACUGUUACUGCUGACCAUGCUCCACACACUUGGGAUGUAUUUAUUGACUGCUCAGGAGCUGCAAGGGCCUCGGGCAAUCAGGGUAUUUAAUAUUUCUGUCACAUGUGCUGAUAAAAGGACUUCAAAGAGCUCGAGAGCAUCUCCUCCCACAGCCAUGCCUCAGGAGGCCUCUGGCCAAGCUCAAUAAAAGGGCUCUGCAUCUCCUCCUCAUUUGGUUGUUUUGUAAUGUUUUCUAUUAUUUAUUUGAAGGUGUGAAUUAAAAUAUAUAUUCAGCAAAGCAGCUUGGUUUUCCUUGUAUCUCGAGCAAAGAGCUGGGGCUCAGCUCCAGCCAGACUUUGGACAUUUCUCCUUCCCCUGGCAAGAGCACGAAGUGGAUCAGGGCCCAUCUCCUCCCAGUCUAGCUCUUAUCAGCCCUCAGAUAAAGGCCUGUUGGAGAGAGGCAGCCAAACUGAUAACACUGAUAGCAAUUCCAAUAUCCCAAAUAUAUCCAGUGAUAAGUGGAAUGGCAACUAUUUGCUUUUAAUUACUUCUAAUCAAAUUUACUUAAAUACGUGUCCUAGACUGACUUUUGCCACUGUCUCUGUCUCAAAAUCCUCUUUUGAUGGGUUGGAUGUCGACUUGGAGGCUGAAAGACAAAAAAAGAAAAAUCAGCAAGUCUGGACACACACACUGCAUGCUACUUUUCUUUUGUUUCAGUAGGAUAGAGGAAAGAAAAUUCUGCCUAAAAAUGCACUCCCAGGGAGGAGAAGGGCCCACAAAACAAAUACAAGCACAGGGGGUUGGAAGUUUAAUACAGAAAAUCUAUUUGAUAUUUAUUAAACUUAGUUUCUCCAGUUACAGUUUUGCAUUGUACAAAGCAUUUUAAUGACACAGUAGUUAAAAAGAUCUUUACAAAUUGAAAUGUGAUACCCUUUUCUCCAAAUAUUUUAAUUGCCAUAAAUUUGUUUAAAAAUACACAUUAAACGCAUGUUUCAGACACUAAACUUUCUAUAAUCUCAAUACCACAAAAUACAUAGAAUAUACUAUACAGAUGUGGAAAAAUCUAGUUAGUAUAUAAUACUUUGCUCACCAUUAACAGCUUUAUUACGUGAAAUGCACAUACUGACUUAGAAAUCCUAAUUUUGAGCCCCAAAGUACCCUUUGAAAUUUCAAAUGUAUUGCAACAAAUAAAAUCACAGUUUGUUUCUUUUUUCUCCGGUUUUGGUUGAAGACAGAUGUCCAAAUCUUUUGAUAGAAAACAAAAUGUAACACAUGGACUUGUCAUGUACAAAGCAUAAAACAGAGACAUCCCAUUAGUUACUAAUAGUACCUUUCUGUAGGAUUAAUCAGGGCUUCAUUUAUAAGUGACAGGUUAAAAGUUACCUCCCCUCCCCAGCCCUCCCCCAAAAGAAAAACCCCUUCUUCACCAAAUAAUAAUUUCAAAUAAGAUAAAGGAUUUUUAAUAAAUAUAUAAGCACUUUAUCCUCCAUAUACAAAAUUUUUUUAAAACAAUUUAAAAGGGGGACCAGAUACAAAUGUCAGGAACUGUGCUUGGAAAGUCAUGCCUGGUCCUCGGAGUAGAGUUUGGGAUGUGGAAUGCCAGGGCAGCACCAGGAGCCGUGUCCCGGGACAGGGACAGGAGGCAGGAACGGGCACACUGCCACGGGAAU